AUGUAUAAUAAUACAAGUCCAAUAAGACAUCAGGUUAUGUAAGGUCCUCAAAAUAAGUCAGUGUCUCCAGUGUCCAGAUUUCAAAUAAUGGGCAAUAUUCAACCACCUCCUGGGAUGAAAACAGUGCUCAAGCCCAAAGUAUAUGAAGUAGUUGAAGUGCCUCUAAAUCAUUACACGUCGGUGCCGUCCUUCCAAACACCUCAAUAAUAGUAAUAUGAUCCCGAGUUGCAAAGGAGGAUCAAGCAAGUGGAACAAGAAUCAUUUAUUUGCAGACAGAAAAUUGAAUAAGAUUAAAGAAAUGAUAAAUUUUAACAGCUCAAUGAAAAAAUUAGAUAACAAUAAUAAGAAAUUGAAAGGCUCAAGUCAGUCAAUGACCCAAAUCUUAGAUUGCUCAAGGAACAAUGCGAUUAUUACUUUAAUCAAUCACAAUAGGCGGAGUUGGAGAAAAAUGAAUUGAUACUAAGACUCAAAUAAAACGAGCAACAAAUGUAAAAGAUCUAGCAAUCGUAAAUACACAUAAGCGAGAAGGAUGUUAAAUAUAAUCAAUUAUACAAUGAGCAUGAGUAAUUGAAGUAGAUGUAUCAAAGUCUUGAAAAUUAAUUGUAAUAACAAAUGGACAAGCAGAAAACAGAAUGCGAUAGAAUUUACAAUUAGAAUUUCUCGUAAAUCAAAUAAAAUUCUGAAUUGAGGAGCAAACAAUUUGAUGAUUAGAUCUCGAAGUUACAAGAGGAAUUGAAUAAUGCAAUCAAUGAGGUUGAAGUUUGGAGAUAAAAGUAUCACAAAGGGGAUAUCAAUCACAUGAAUCAAACUACAAGAAUUAAUGAAUUGGAAUUGAUCAAUUUACAUCAGAUCAAAGAAAUUGAAAGAUUGCAAUAACAGAAUACUAUGAAACAAUAAGAGAAUGAUUCACUGCAGUAGAAAAUUACUUACUUGGAAUUCAAUUAUUAACAAAUUUCAUCCUCAGGAUUAGAUAGUGAAGUCAAGAGACUUAAAGAACAACUGGAGUCAAGAUAGAGAGAGAUAGAUGAUUUAAAAAGGAGGAAUACUGAAAUUGAAUAGAAUUUACUGAGGUUGAAGGAUCAUGAAAUCUAAAUUGAAAUUAUCAAAUAGAGAAAUUAAUCAUUUGAAAACUAAUUGCAGGAGUCUGAUCGAUUCAAACAUUAAUAUGCAUCUUAACUUAUUGAACUGGAGGAGUUACGUAACAAAUAAAUUAGAUUGGAAAACAAUGUUAAUGAUCUAAGAAGGAAUGAGUAUAGACAACAAUCUGAGAUUAAUAGAUUGAAUGAUUUAGUAAGAGUCAAGGAUGAGGAGAUCAAUAAAUUGUAAAUAGAUUAUAAAAGGAAUAUGACAUAAAUGACUUAACAAAUGAAUUCAUUUAGGUCCUUAUUUGAACGAGACAUUGAUACAUUAAACAUGAAUAGGAAUAGAUUAGAUAUGGAGAAUAAGGAAUUGAUUGACUAGAGAUUGCAACAAUUGAAUGAGGAAUUGAAUCUGACCAAAAAGGAUAGAGAAUAAUUACAAUUAGCGUGUUCUUAAUUAACAUAGACUAAACUUGGAUUAGAAAAUAGAAUCAUUGUGUUGUAGGGAGAAAUAGAUAGAUUGAAUCAAUUAGUUAAAACACAAAGCAAUGAGAUCAAUCAUCAUUUACAGACAUUGGAGUUGUAGAAUGAUUAAAUUGAGCAGUUCAGAUAAUAAAAUGAAAUUUACAAAAAAGAGAUGGAUCUCUUUAAAACUAACUCUAAUUCAAACUUCUUUUAAUCGGGAUCCCAGAAAAAGUUUGACUUCAUUCCUAAUCAACAUUCAGAUUCUAAUUGGAAUUUAUGA
Paramecium tetraurelia is the source of this 1824-nucleotide messenger RNA. RefSeq lists its product as uncharacterized. The record is from RefSeq and is a predicted model, not a curated record. Lineage: Eukaryota; Ciliophora; Oligohymenophorea; Peniculida; Parameciidae. The transcript is spliced from 6 exons.